Loa loa (African eye worm) is the source of this 339-nucleotide messenger RNA. RefSeq lists its product as hypothetical. The transcript is spliced from 3 exons. The record is from RefSeq and is a predicted model, not a curated record. Bases 1 to 339 code for a protein of 112 amino acids. Lineage: Eukaryota; Metazoa; Nematoda; Chromadorea; Rhabditida; Onchocercidae.
AUGCCGCUUAUUUUGGCUCCGUUAGCAGUACCAGAAGAUUACAUUUCAUCGUCAUUUGACGACAUUGCUGGGACAGAGAUAAAUGCGCCCAACGAAGAAAUGAAUGAAAAAAAUGGAAGGAAUAUAAAGGAAGAAAUGAAAAAUUCGAUGGAAUCGAUGCUGUCUCCACUGAUUACAUAUAUGCGACUGCUUGGCUUUACAAACACAACAAAUAAUGGCAGAUUAAAGAAACCUUUAUUAUUUUACAAUAUUUCGGAAACUGAUAAUGAUGGCAUUAGUGAUAACGAUAUGCAUGAGGGAAAAAGAAAUGAUGACGACAACAACAACAACAACGGAUGA